This is a messenger RNA of Hevea brasiliensis (rubber tree), 2510 nucleotides long. Its product is annotated as protein KINESIN LIGHT CHAIN-RELATED 1. Bases 633 to 2372 code for a protein of 579 amino acids. The transcript is spliced from 3 exons. The record is from RefSeq and is a predicted model, not a curated record. NCBI's taxonomy places the organism in Eukaryota, Viridiplantae, Streptophyta, Magnoliopsida, Malpighiales, Euphorbiaceae. Gene Ontology annotation, molecular function: protein binding.
CAAAGGCAGCGUUCUUAUAAAAAACUAGAAAGCACAGAGCAGUAUAGAAGAAGAGAGAUCAAAAACAGAAAGCCCGACUGUGCGCAUUAAUGGAUUUUGUAUUGCUGUUUCUUCCCUUUUUCGUUCUAAAGUUCGUUAUUAAAUUAAAAUACCCUAAUUCCUUAAUCAUGAGAAGUCCCUUCCACGCAACCAUCAUUCGCCACUACCAACACCAUCAUCACCAAUGAUCGACUCCUCUCUGUAACCUCCUCCCUCCCCUAUAUUAUAAUUUCAGUUUCUUCUGCUCUAUCUCCACGCUUCUAUUUUAUCUUCUUUUAAUUAUAUAUUUUGAGACUUGUAUAAGCCUUUUUUUUAUAAUUUUCUAUUUUAAUUAUGGCCAGUCCCUUCUUCACUGUGAAUGUCAAUUGUUAAUUUCUUUUUCGUUCCAAUUUUAUAGAGUGUCCCGAUAGGCAAACCCAUUUGAUUUCGCUUCUGCAUUUAUCCUGAACCCGUAAUGCGGUCUGCAACCCUUAUCUUCUAGUUUUCCUUCCAGCCCUCCAGAAUAUGGCGAUUCUGACCCGUCCAUUUUACAGAAGAUAAACCUCUGGAACUGAAUUGAGUUGUGGGUACUGGGUACAAUUCAGAUAGCAAUAAUGCCAGGUCUAGUCUCAGCACAGAACCCUGCCAAUGCAAAGCCAUUACACAGUUACUUCCGCGAAAACGACGUUAAAACGCCAUCUCCGCUCCUAAAGCGAACCCCAUCACCCUCCAAGUGCAACCCACGAGCCUUAUCCUCCUACAAAACCCCUGAGAAGCUCCCCAUCGACGAGCCCUCUCCCGACAACCCGGAUCUGGGUCCAUUUCUGUUAAAGCUCGCCCGGGACACCAUUGUUUCGGGUGAUAACCCGAAUAAAGCCUUGGACUAUGCGUCCCGUGCGUCCGUAUCGUUUGAACGGUGUUCGGGUUCGGGUCUGGAGCUAACCAUGAGCUUGCACGUCCUAGCCGCGAUUUAUUGCAGUUUGGGCCGGUUUGAGGAAGCGGUACCUGUUCUGGAGCGUUCCAUUGAGGUUCUGGAUAGUACUGACGGGUUGGAUCAUGCUUUGGCUAAGUUCACCGGGUAUAUGCAGCUUGGGGACACGUAUUCUAUGCUGGGGCAGCUGGAUCGGUCCAUUUCGUGUUACGAGUCGGGUUUGAAGAUCCAGAUUGAGGCUUUUGGGGUUUUGGAUCCCAGAGUUGCUGAGACGUGCAGGUAUUUAGCAGAGGCCUAUGUUCAAGCAAUGCAGUUUGAUGAGGCAGAAAAGCUCUGCAAGAAGAUCCUUGAAAUUCACCGGAAUCAUAGUCCACCAGCAUCCCUUGAAGAGGCAAUUGAUCGCCGGCUUAUGGCUCUUGUCUGUGAAGCAAAGGGAGACUAUGAAUCUGCCCUCGAGCAACUUGUCCUUGCUAGCAUGGCAAUGAUUGCCACUGGUCAGGACAAUGAGGUUGCUGCUAUUGACAUUUGCAUUGGCAAUAUUUAUGUGUCCCUUUGCCGAUUUGACGAAGCAAUUUUUUCCUACCAAAAAGCACUGACAGUCUUCAAAUCUACCAAGGGUGACAAUCAUCCUACUGUAGCAUCUGCCUUUAUCCGCCUAGCAGAUUUGUAUUACAAGACAGGCAAGAUAAGGGAGUCCAAAUCCUACUGUGAGAAUGCCUUGAGAAUAUAUGCAAGACCAGCCCCUGAAACUGCAACUGAGGAGAUUGCUGUUGGGUUGACAGAAAUCUCAGCCAUCUAUGAAUCUUUGAAUGAACCUGAGGAGGCAUUGAAGCUCUUGAACGAGGCAAUGAAGUUGCUGGAAGACCGGCCUGGACAGCAUAGCACAAUUGCAGGAAUAGAAGCACAGAUGGGAGUGAUGUUUUACAUGGUUGGGAGGUAUGGAGAAGCUCAAAGCUCUUUUGAGAGUAGUGUAGCAAAGCUUCGGGCCAGUGGGGAUAGUAAAUCAGCCUUCUUUGGAAUUGUGUUGAACCAGCUGGGGUUGGCCAGUGUGCAACAGUACAAGAUAGAUAAGGCAGCUGAAUUGUUUGAAGAAGCAAGGGAGAUUUUAGAGCAGGAGUAUGGCUCGUGUCACUUGGAUACUCUUGGAGUGUAUAGCAAUCUUGCUGCAACCUAUGAUGCAAUGGGGAGGGUAGGUGAUGCAAUUGAGAUAUUAGAGUACAUACUCAAGGUAAGAGAAGAAAAGCUUGGAACGGCAAAUCCUGAUGUAGAUGAUGAGAAGAAAAGGCUAGCUGAGCUCUUAAAAGAAGCAGGAAGGGCUAGGAUCAAGAAAGGAAAAUCCCUUGAGAAUCUCCUCGGUUCCAACUCUGAAAGGAGGAAGAAGGACGUUUCAAAGAGAAGAUCUGGAUUUGGUUUUAGAACUUGAAUAAAACUCUCGUCAGGGUUUGCACUUGGUAAUAUAUACAAGAUGUAGCAUAGAUCAAAUUCGGAUCUUGAUGUUUCUUGAGAUUCCAAUUUGUACUUUUUGUUUCUUCCCUUAUAAUAUUCCUUUUCUAUUUGAAUA